Drepanopeziza brunnea f. sp. 'multigermtubi' MB_m1 is the source of this 966-nucleotide messenger RNA. NCBI's taxonomy places the organism in Eukaryota, Fungi, Ascomycota, Leotiomycetes, Helotiales, Drepanopezizaceae. The record is from RefSeq and is a predicted model, not a curated record.
AUGGCGCCGGUGUACAAGAUUGCGGUCGUGCAGCUGCAUCCUAAGCCCCUCGACAUCGAAGGCAACCACGCGGCAGCCGUCAAGUAUAUCCGCGACGCAGCGAGACAGUCCAUCCAGCUUGCCGUCCUCCCUGAGUACCACCUAACCUCCUGGGUGCCCGACGACCCCGGCUUCGUGCCCCUUUGUGCCCAGUACCAGAAGUAUCUCGACUCCUACUGCGCUUUAGCGAAGGAGCUGAACAUCUGCAUCGUCCCCGGCACCAUCGUCGAGAAACACGGCGACGACCUACUGAACAUCGCCUACUUCAUCAGCAGCGACGGAAGCAUCCUAGGCAGCUACCAGAAGAAGAACCUCUGGCACCCGGAACGUCCGCACCUGUCCAGCUCAACCCAUGAGCCCCAGCCCAAGAAAUCUUCAACCACGCUCCGCGCUCCCGACCGAGACCCUGCAGAAUCCACGCUGACUUGGAUUGAAAUGAAAGACGUAGCGUUCGACACGCCGCUCGGGAAGGUCGGCAUGCUCAUCUGCUGGGACCUGGCCUUCCCCGAAGCCUUCCGCGGCCUGAUCGCCGGCGGCGCAAAGAUCAUCGUCGUGCCGACCUUCUGGACGCUCGGGGACUGCAGCCCUGCCGGCCUCGCGAGGAAUCCGAUGGCCGAGGAGCUGUUUCUGGAUAGUAUGAUGACGGCACGAGCGUUCGAGAAUACGUGCGCGGUUGUGCUGGCCAAUGCAGGUGGACCGAGAGGGGAUGAAGAGAGGGGCAGCUGGGCGGGAGGCAGCCAGGUCGCGGUGCCAUUCUUAGGGGCCUUGGGACGGCUGGGGUGGAAGGAAGGGUGUAGUGUUGUCGAACUUGACAUGGAGAUUCUGGAAGAAGCAGAGGCAAACUACAAAGUCAGAGAGGAUAUGGGGAGAGAAGGCUGGCAUUACUGUUAUACUCUGACCCGGGAGUCGCACGCGAGCAAGGCGUGA